UUACUGCAGGUCUCAUUUCUUGUACAGGUUUUAAGGUAGCAAAUCCAAGUUUCAAUGAAAUUCCGCACACUUAUGCAGAUCAGUGUCAAAGAGUGGUAAGACACAAUGACCAAAUCUGAAAAUUAUCAAUACAUUUUUUUGUAUAAAAGUUGGCCAAAUAUCAAAAGCUGUUAUCAUUCACUACUUGUCUUUAGUUCUAUACGACCAUACAACUCACAAAUCUCGGCUAACAACAUGGCUUUCAAAUUUGUCUUCGCACUUGCCUUUGUCGCUGUGGCCAGCGCUGGUUAUGCUCCAGUUGCCUAUCACUCAGCUCCAGCUGUCUAUCACUCAGCUCCUGUUGCUGUGCAUGCUGCCCCUGUGGCUGUGGCCCAAAAGGUCGUUGUCAAGUCUGAGGAAUACGAUCCCCAUCCUCAGUACAAAUUCUCCUACGGUGUCGAGGACAAAUUGACUGGAGAUUCCAAGAGCCAAGCCGAAGAACGUGAUGGUGAAGCUGUCCAUGGUGAAUAUUCCUUGAUUGAUGCUGAUGGUUACAAACGCACUGUCCAAUAUACCGCCGAUGAUGUCCAUGGUUUCAAUGCUGUAGUGCACCGUGAACCUUUGGUUAAAUCUGUUGCCGUAGCUCCUGUACAUUAUGCUGCCCCCACUGUUGUGAAAUCAGUGGCUCCUGUGGCCCAUUAUGCUGCCCCACACUAUGAAACUCCCGUAGCCCAUCAUUAUGCCGCUCCCGCUGUUGUCAAGACUGUUGCCCCAGUGGCCCAUUAUGCUGCUCCAGCUGUCGUCAAGACUGUUGCCCCUGUGGCCCAUUAUGCUGCCCCAGCUCACUAUGCUGCCCCUGCCGUGGCUACUUACUCUGCUCCUAGCCACUAUGCUUCCUACGAAGCCCCAUCCUACAGUUAUCAUCAUUAUUAUAACGUUUUAUUGGACUCCAAUGGAAAACUCUAUUUUCUUGGCUUUUUAUUUCGUGAUGUAUUUUUUAAGCACAAUUUAAUUUUACAUAGUGGUUAUCGAAGUAGAAAUGUUUUGGAAAAUUCGGUGUCAAUUUGCUUAAGACGCGGAUCAAACGUUCGCUAUUCGACUUCAACGUUAAUUAAGCUAUCACAUGCGCGUAUUAAUUGGAAUUUGAUUUUUAAUGGUAAAUUGCGCAUUACUCCCAGUCAAACACCCGCACAGGAGAAAAAAAAGCACAAAAUUGAAAUAAUCGCUAUAAAAGUUGACGAAUAUCAAAAAACUGUAUCAUUCACUUCUGGAGCUCAUUUAUGCAAAGAACAACCAGUCAGUCAGUCACUCACUCACUUAACCAUCAACCAAAUCGAAUUCCCCAUCAUGGCUUUCAAGUUUGUUUUAGCACUUGCCUUUGUUGCUGUGGCCAGCGCCGGUUAUGUCGCUCCAACUGCUUACCAUGCUGCUGCCCCAAUCGCUGUGGCCCAAAAGGUCGUUGUCAAAUCGGAGGAAUACGAUCCUCAUCCCCAAUACAGAUUCUCUUAUGGUGUCGAUGAUAGAUUGACCGGUGAUUCCAAGAGUCAGUUCGAAGAACGUGAUGGUGAUGUGGUGCGUGGAGAAUAUUCACUGAUCGAUGCCGAUGGUUACAAGCGUACCGUUCAGUACACAGCUGAUGCUGUCAAUGGUUUCAAUGCUGUUGUUCACCGUGAACCAUUGGCCCAAUAUGCUGCCCCAGCCGUUGUUAAGACCGUAGCUCCCGUUGCUCACUAUGCUGCGCCUGCUGUUGUCAAGACUGUUGCUCCUGUGGCCCAUUAUGCCGCCCCAGCUGUGGUCAAGACUGUUGCCCCAGUUGCUCAUUACAGUGCUCCAGUUGCCCACUAUGCUGCCCCAGCCGUUGUUAAGACCGUAGCUCCCGUUGCUCACUAUGCUGCUCCCACCGUGGUCAAAACUGUGUCCCCAGUGACCCAUUAUGCCGCCCCAGCUGUGGUCAAGACUGUUGCUCCAGUUGCUCAUUACAGUGCUCCUGUUGCCCACUACAGUUCUCCUGUUGCCCACUAUGCCGCUCCAACUGUUGUCAAAUCCGCUCCAGUUGCUUAUGCUGCCCCUGCCGCCCACUACACCUAUGGUAGCCCAGCUGUAGCUUAUCAUCAUUAAAAAACUUCAUCCAUUUUUUGU
Molecule: messenger RNA, 2118 nt
Organism: Stomoxys calcitrans (stable fly)
Lineage: Eukaryota; Metazoa; Arthropoda; Insecta; Diptera; Muscidae
Exons: 6
Coding region: 106-2097 (663 amino acids)
Cellular component (GO): extracellular matrix
Source: RefSeq, a predicted model, not a curated record